GACAGUUGACUGCGGCGGUUGGCGGUUUGUCUCCUGGCGUUUUUCUCAGCCCUUCUACCUCGCACACGAUGUCGGGUCGCGGCAAGACCGGCGGCAAGGCCCGCGCCAAAGCCAAGUCGCGCUCUUCGCGCGCCGGCCUUCAGUUCCCGGUAGGCCGCGUGCACCGACUGCUGCGGAAAGGCCAUUACGCCGAGCGCGUGGGCGCAGGCGCGCCCGUGUACCUGGCGGCGGUGCUCGAGUACCUCACUGCCGAGAUCCUGGAGCUGGCGGGCAACGCGGCUCGGGACAACAAGAAGACGCGCAUUAUCCCGCGCCACCUGCAGCUGGCUAUCCGCAACGACGAGGAGCUCAACAAGCUGCUGGGCGGCGUGACUAUCGCGCAGGGCGGCGUCCUGCCCAACAUCCAGGCCGUGCUGCUGCCCAAGAAGACCAGCGCCACCGUGGGGCCCAAGGCGCCGGCGGGCGGCAAGAAGGCCUCCCAGGCCUCUCAGGAGUACUGAGGGAGCCCGCGCCGCGGCUGCCCAGCCCUCCCCCACCUCCACAAAGGCCCUUUUAAGGGCCACCACCUCCCUCACAGAAAGAGCUGAGCCACUUCGGGCUCCGGCCCGCCGCGUCCCCAUCCCAUUCUCUCCUCUCAGUCCUCGCGUCUUUACCCUUCCCUGUGCGGCCUCCGGGUCUGCCACAGGACGCGGGCGCCGGGGCACCUACCCAUCCCGGAGCUCGUGACAUCGCUUCGCCGUUCUCAGUCGUCGACGGGCUGUGCGGAGAGGUUGCGGCACCUUCCACCUUCCAGAAAUCUCGGCCCUUUGCUAUGACGUACGGCCGAGGUGGGCUUGAAGGUUAGUUAACCACCACCACCACCCCCCCCCCCCGCAGCUACAACCCCAGCGUUUUCAGCUUGGUGCUUAGCCCUCUCCUGGACCUUUCAGAAGUGAGUUGAUUGCCGGACUUUGGUGAGAAGCGGAUCAUACUGUUUCACUCUGUGUCCCCCUUACUGGCCUCUCAAACCAGUUGACCCUGUCGUCAUUUGUAGGCCGGCAUGUUAUAACGUGAAGCCAAUUUUUCCAAGAUAAACUGGAAAGGGUCAGGGAACGCCUAUUGGCCUGUGGACAGAAGAAUUGUAUACCUGCCGCAGAAGACUAGAGGAGCCGGGCCUAGCUAUCCCUCUCCCUUAACUCAAACUACAACCCAAACACCCAGAUACCAGCACAAGUCGGUGAAUCCCUGUCUGGACUGAGCCUCUGGCUUCUGAACUGGAACUUUUGCAGCUAUUACAAGUUUAGAACCUUAAGAAGUGGGGAGAUUCAAUGGGCUAAUUUUAUUAAAGGAUCGUUUUUGGUUUGUUUUUUUUUUUU
This is a messenger RNA of Rattus norvegicus (Norway rat), 1355 nucleotides long. It is a transcript of the gene H2ax, whose product is annotated as H2A.X variant histone. Gene Ontology annotation, cellular component: chromosome; nucleus; nucleosome. The record is from RefSeq and is marked validated. Lineage: Eukaryota; Metazoa; Chordata; Mammalia; Rodentia; Muridae. Gene Ontology annotation, molecular function: DNA binding; structural constituent of chromatin; protein heterodimerization activity.